AUGGCUCAAAAAAGGAAGAGGUGCAAUCAAGCACAAACAGAUGAAACUGAAGGACCAAUGGUUGAUUCAACAGAUGAACCGGAUGAUAUCAACUUGACUGCCCCAAGUACUCAGACCCAUAAUGCGACUCAAGCCAAAUCAACCAACAAGGAGAGACUAGGUCAGCUUCUCAACACCAAUAGAUUUCAGGAUAUCAUGGAUUACAAGUUAAAAAAUUUUAACCAGGAUGGAAAACCAACAGGAAAUGGCCACAUGUGA
Molecule: messenger RNA, 258 nt
Organism: Puccinia triticina
Lineage: Eukaryota; Fungi; Basidiomycota; Pucciniomycetes; Pucciniales; Pucciniaceae
Exons: 2
Coding region: 1-258 (85 amino acids)
Source: RefSeq, a predicted model, not a curated record